AGAUACAUUCAUGAAUAACCCACCAGAAUCAAAAAUAAAUCACCCUCUUGUAUUCUCUCUUUUCCCCAAAACCCCAAUUCCAUAAAAAAAUUAAACCUCUACACAACAAUGGAGGUUGAUGGAGAAAUUAAUGGGGAAGCAGCAGGAAGAUGUCUUGCUAGCUUUAUUGACGACGGUACAGUAGAAAGCCAUCGUUACUAUCUGGCUCGAAAAACAACUCUUCAGAUGCUGAAAGAUAGAGGAUAUUUAGUACCCAAUUCUGAACUUGAAUUAACUCUUCAGGAUUUCCGCAACAUUUAUGGCCCUAAACCCGACCCUGAUCGCCUCCGUAUCUCCACUGCCCUCGUUUUAGAUGAGGCCAAAAAGGUCCUGGUGAUUUUCGUUGGGCCUCAGUUGGUCAAAGUGAACACUAUACGUGGUAUUGCAGCUCAGAUUGUUAACCGGGAAAGUUUGAGUGGCUUGAUUCUGAUAUUACAAAGUAGAAUAACAAACCAGGCUCAGAAAGCUUUGGAUGACUUGCGAUUCAAAGUUGAGAUAUUUCAAAUAACUGAUUUGCUCGUGAAUAUCACAAGGCAUGUUUUGAAACCAAAGCAUCAAGUUCUAACCCCCAAAGAGAAGGAGAAGCUCUUAAAGAAAUACAAUUUGGAAGAUAAGCAACUUCCUCGAAUGUCGGUGAAGGAUGCAAUAGCACGGUAUUAUGGACUCGAGAGGGGGCAAGUACUGAAAGUGGUGUACAGCGGUGAGAUCACACAGUCUCAUGUGACUUAUCGUUGUGUAUGGUAAUGGCGAUGGAAGAUAUUUCCGGUUUCUUAUCCUUUCCUGUGUUUAGGCCUUAGUAGUUGUGGUCUCGAACAUGUAGCAUACCAUUGUGUAUGGUAAUGGUGAUUGAAGAUAAGUCUGGUUUUCAUCCUUUCCUCAUGUUUAGGUCUUGGUUUUUUCAAUAUCGAAUUUCGUCAAACAAAAAUAUUGUUCGACGAUGUUGACUGUUAAAUAUUUUGAACUCGAAUUAUUCAAGAACCUUGACUUGUGAUCUGCCACUUUC
This is a messenger RNA of Amaranthus tricolor (Joseph's coat), 1042 nucleotides long. Its product is annotated as DNA-directed RNA polymerase V subunit 5A. Gene Ontology annotation, biological process: DNA-templated transcription. The coding region runs from base 109 to 783 and encodes 224 amino acids. Lineage: Eukaryota; Viridiplantae; Streptophyta; Magnoliopsida; Caryophyllales; Amaranthaceae. The record is from RefSeq and is a predicted model, not a curated record. Gene Ontology annotation, molecular function: DNA-directed RNA polymerase activity; DNA binding. The transcript is spliced from 4 exons.